UCGGGGCUUGUUACCGUAAUGUACCAAAUACAAACCCCCACUGUAAGGUUUACUGUCUGCAUAUGAAUUGUUUUUGUCUCUCGUCUACCCACUGUAACUCAUCAGUUUAGCCUGUAUUUGGACCAAAACGACAAAGGCAGGAUUAUACUGACAAAAAUGAUGCAUACCAGACAAUAAUUAAUCAUUUAUUUCAUCUUAACCGACUGUAUUUGACCCGUUACGGUAACGUCUAUUGAAAACAUUCAGCAGCGUCCUCUCGCGGUCACAUACGAGAAUUGCACGUUGACUUGCUAAGCACCUCUCCGUUAAACCUAUUUUUGCGCAGCUAAACGAACGUAAACAAGCCAGAAAAGUUAAAUAUAACUUAGUUUAAUUAGUUAAAACCUCUAGGCGGAGAUUUCAGUGAAAGGAGGAGCAGUGAAAUUAAUGUUCCCUUAAAUUACAGAGCUUAGGUCCCACAAAAGGGAGGAAAGUGUGCAGAGCCAACUCCUUGGGUUAGCUAGUUCCCUGAACAUUUCCAUAGUCCCUCCUCUUCUCCCAACUUCGUCUCCUUCACUCAUCGGGCUGUUUCUGGGACCAUGGCGCUGCUCUCCGAUCAUCUCACUGUAUACGUGGCGUUUCAUAUUGUUUUUCUGUCAUUAUUUCAGCUUACCCAGAGCAGCAGCUCGAAUAGUUUGUCACUCCUGCAGCCGUAUGAUUUCUUGUAUUACAGCGGGGUACGUGCAUAUUUCAGCGGGGAGUGGGGGAAGGCUGCGGAGUUCUUGGAGAAAUCCAUUUCAACCAAGGAAUCACUAUUCAGAGUCCGCAGACAGUGUCAUGAUCAAUGUGUAUCUGCAGGACAAGAUGCACUUAAUAAUCUGGACUCUGAGAGGGUGGGGAGCCUGUGGGACCUGUGGAUGUUGGACUGGGUGCAGCAGAAGGCUGAGUGUUUGAGGUUUUGCAUGGGACAGUCAGUCUCCACUACAGGACUGCUCCCUGUUUCUACUGACAUAGAUUAUGAAUUUAGCACCCGCAACCCUUACAACUUCCUGCAGGUCACAUACUACAAACUGGAAAAGUUGCAAAAAGCAGCAUCAGCAGCUCAUACCUACUUUGUGGCUAACCCCAGUCACUUGGAGAUGAGGAACAACAUUGAGAAGUACAGACGAAUGGAAGGAGUGACAGAUGAGGCCUUCCAGGACAGAGAGAUUGAAAAUGAAAAGCACUGGGGUCUGUAUGACUCUGCUGUCCACUAUGAGGCCUCCUCAGACUGGGUACAUGCCACAGAGAGAUGGAAAGCUUGUGUGAAUGAAACACUCCGGCAGACAGAGGAGUGUCGGAUGCAGUGUGAGGUGACCUCCCAGCGCCUCCCUGAGGACAGGGGAGUGGAAUCUGUAGAUGGCGUCUUUGAGAAGGCUGCAGCUCUUUCCCUCUCCCUGCUCUCAUGCCAACAGUCCUGUGUCACUCAAGUGGCAACACGACCUGGAAGGAUUUCUUCCCAGGAGGACUUCCUGCCCACACAGUUGGAACACCUGCACAUUGCACAGUUUAAAGCUGGUGAUAUUCGUGGAGCUGUUCAGACUCUUCGCUCUCUUCUUCUGUUUUACCCCUCUGACAAGGACUCUCUAGACAACCUGCAACUCUACUCUGAGACACUAGGCGGAGACACAGAGUCACAGGGCACACAGCCUACUCAGGAGAUUGUCAGAUAUGUUAAUCGGUCACUGCAGGAGAAGAAACUACUCUAUUUUGGUGUGGAGAAUCUCGACUUCACUUUUAUAGACCCAGAUCUUUGGACUCCAGAAGAUGUUGUGCCUGAAUCACUGAGGGAAAACUGGAGAGCUGAAAAGGAGAAAAUGAAUGAGAAAAUGAAGGAGGGAGAGCAGGUGGAAGAAGUGGAUGACAGCGGGUUUUUUGCAGGUGGGAGUGUCCCUCAGGUGGGUGUAACCAUCACCAUGGAUGAUGAGCUUCUGAAUGGGACCAACCGCGUUGUAUUGGACGGAGUCAUGACACAGAAGGAGUGUGACAGAAUUAUACAAUUAGCAACAGCUGCGGCAUCUGCUGGGGAUGGUUACCGGGGGCGACGAUCCCCACAUACUCCUCAUGAAACAUUUGAGGGCCUUACUGUCCUCAGAGCAGUAAAGUUGAGUCAGGAUGGUCUGGUGAACCAGUCAGAUGCCAGACUUUUACAUGAGCUUGGGGAGCGGGUGAUUGGACUCCUUCACUCAUACUUCAGGAGUCCCUCAGGGCUUUUCAUCUCUUUCACACACCUGGUCUGUCGCACUGCUGUAGAAGGGGAUCAGGAGGGCAGGGUGGAUCUGUCUCACCCUGUACAUGUUGACAACUGUCUUCUUGAGCCGGAGACCAAACAGUGCUGGAAAGAACCACCAGCAUUCAUACACAGAGACCUCAGUGCCAUUCUCUACCUGAACGACAACUUUGACGGUGGAGAGUUAUUCUUCACUAACAGGGAUGCCAAAACAGUCACAGCCAGAGUCAAACCAAGCUGUGGUCGACUAGUUGGCUUCUCCUCAGGUCCAGUAAAUCCUCAUGGUGUUACUGCAGUGACCAGCGGCCGGCGGUGCUCGCUGGCCCUCUGGUUCACCAAAGAGAAGCUGUACAGAGACAUGGAGCGUGAGGAGGCAGAGGCCAUGUGGGCUGCAGAUGGACAGAAAGUGGUCAAAAAGGAGGAGGUGGCAGAGGGCAGCGCAACAGCCGGACGAAAUGCUCGCAGCCAAGCGCCGAAGGACAGAAACCGAGGGAGAGGCAGGGUGACGGGGGGCAAAGAUGAGCUGUGAUGAGCUGGAACAAACCUGACAAACCAGGAGAAUCUAUUUUCAUCUGCGUCAGUUUUAAGUGGAACAGUCAGACAAUCCUGUAACAGGAACAAAAGUACUCAUUAUGCUGGCCAUGAACAUUGUCUGCUUUACAUAAAUUCUAGUGGUUUCUGACACACUUCACCCCUUAUCUGUCAUGUAAAGUGUUUGCAUGCUUGUGUAUAUAUUUAUACUGAAUAAGAUGAAGGUAAGCGUGUAAAGCACUGUAAUUUCCCCUCCCCUGGUCAGUCUGCACUGUUUUUACAGCUAAUUGAGCCUUAUUGAAUAAUUACACUUUUAAUAUGAAGAAAAUAAAAGAAGAACUGCGUCA
Messenger RNA from Sphaeramia orbicularis (orbiculate cardinalfish), 3126 nucleotides. RefSeq names its product prolyl 3-hydroxylase 3 (gene p3h3). Gene Ontology annotation, biological process: collagen metabolic process. Bases 579 to 2777 code for a protein of 732 amino acids. NCBI's taxonomy places the organism in Eukaryota, Metazoa, Chordata, Actinopteri, Kurtiformes, Apogonidae. Gene Ontology annotation, molecular function: L-ascorbic acid binding; procollagen-proline 3-dioxygenase activity; protein binding. The record is from RefSeq and is a predicted model, not a curated record. Gene Ontology annotation, cellular component: endoplasmic reticulum. The transcript is spliced from 16 exons.